This is a messenger RNA of Amborella trichopoda, 980 nucleotides long. It is a transcript of the gene FKBP12, whose product is annotated as FK506-binding protein 12. Gene Ontology annotation, molecular function: peptidyl-prolyl cis-trans isomerase activity. NCBI's taxonomy places the organism in Eukaryota, Viridiplantae, Streptophyta, Magnoliopsida, Amborellales, Amborellaceae. The record is from RefSeq and is a predicted model, not a curated record. Gene Ontology annotation, cellular component: cytoplasm.
UCUCCUACAGGGAUUUAAACAAAUACUUCUCAUUACCUUGUUCUCUUUUUCUAUUUUUAAAAAUACUCAAAAGAAUAUUUUAUUUCCAUCGGAAACUAUGUGCCUGCUUAGAGUUCAUAAGAUUUUCAUUAAAAAAUCUAUUUGAAAUCAAAAUUUAAUGAGUCUAAACUUGUUUCGGAUAAAACUUGAUCCAAGUAUAAUCAAAUUGACCAAUUUGGGGGCUCAAAUAGAUAUGAAUUGAAUAAUCAUCAUCAUUAUUAAAACUUUUUUCCAAUUAUUUGAAAUCCGCAUAAAUAGAUUUGGAUCGAAUGUUUGUUAGUAAAGUAGAGACACGGCCAGGGCAUUUAAUAGUACGAGUCGGUCGGCGAUUUCAGUAUCCAGCGGAGCUUUAAAACCCUAAAUAUACGUUUUCGCUCUCAAAGUUUGUAACCUGUAACGGAGCAGUGGGUUUGAUCAGCGCAAGGAGCAGAGAAAAUGGGAGUUGAGAAGGAGGUGGUGCGACCUGGAAGUGGCCCUAAACCCGUUGCCGGCCAGAAUGUCACUGUUCACUGUACCGGAUAUGGUCAGGUAAAAAUCGUGACCUCUCUCAAAAGUUCUGGAGUACAAAAGAUCCUGGACAAAAACCUUUUUCAUUUAAGAUUGGCCAAGGAUCUGUCAUUAAAGUGCUCACCUGACUAUGCUUAUGGCCGAAAUGGAUUUCCUGACUGGGGAAUACAACCAGAAUCUGAAUUGAUCUUCGAGAUUGAAGUUCUGAGUUUACAGUAGUGAGACAAUAGCUUAUUGAUGUCGGCUUAUUGAGAUCUUCAAGUCCUAUUUGCAAUAAAAACAUAGAUAUUCUGAUAUAAGUAUUUUGGCUAUUAGAACAUGAAGAUGCUUUGGUUGUAGCGUCUUUAGACUUUGAAAAGAAAGUUACCUGUAGAAGCAUUAUGUAACUGACUAUUUUUAGAGAAAAAGGUGAUAUUUAUGGCCCUGUUUGAUAA